Myripristis murdjan (pinecone soldierfish) is the source of this 11588-nucleotide messenger RNA. RefSeq names its product lysine (K)-specific methyltransferase 2Ba (gene kmt2ba). The transcript has 36 exons. Gene Ontology annotation, molecular function: zinc ion binding; histone H3K4 methyltransferase activity; protein binding. Bases 53 to 9622 code for a protein of 3189 amino acids. Gene Ontology annotation, biological process: positive regulation of DNA-templated transcription. The record is from RefSeq and is a predicted model, not a curated record. Gene Ontology annotation, cellular component: nucleus; histone methyltransferase complex. NCBI's taxonomy places the organism in Eukaryota, Metazoa, Chordata, Actinopteri, Holocentriformes, Holocentridae.
CGCAGCGCUACAGUCAGGCUCAGCCAGCGCACCGUCCUUGUUGUAGAGAAUAAUGGCGGCAUCGGGAGGCGGAUUAUCAUCGCCCGCUAAUGUCGCAGGCAUCAGCAGCCAGCCUCCGGCCCGGGGUCGCUUCCCGGGCCGCCCGUGGACAGCUCGCAGCCGGCUGCGGAGAGAGAAACGUCCUCAACGCGGAAGGCUGGGCUCCGACAGCGCAGAGCUGGUUGUCGGAGGGCCGAGGCCCGUAAACAUCGGCCUGGCGUUGAGCGAGGAUCCGUCCCUGCUGCGCCUCCUCGGGGUGACGGAGAAACACGGGCGCCAGAAAGAUGCUGGCUUCUACUCGAGCGACAGUGACGAGGAGGAAGAAUUCACUGGAUUUGGGACCACAGCGGUUCGUCCACAGCAAACUCCUGGCAAUCCUCCUCAGUCGUCAUUACUCAGCCAAGCAAAGCCUCCCCCAGCUCCAGACGUAUCUCUGGCACCAAAGCCUUUGAUUGGAAAAAUUGUUCCGAAGACACCUAAACCAACUCUGAUUGGAAAAAUUGUACAAAGGGUACCUAAAGACAGCCAGAGUGCAAAAGAGAGUUCAGUAACAGACAAACCAGUACCCAGGAUAGUAAUUAAACUGCCUGGCAAAGGGCCAGCUCCCAGUCCAAGGGCCACAUGUGAAGACCAGCAGGCCUCAGGUACACAGAGCCGCACAAAAGACGGCUCUGUUAGAAAGACAGGAGAAAAGACGGACUCAGCUUUAGCAAGUAGGACAGGCAGCACGCAAAACCAAACAACCACUACCUCAGCUGUUGGCACCAAGCAAGAUAAACUGGUGUCCACUCCGGCGGUGGUUAAGGGCAGAGAAAAGGCCUCCAGGGUGGAAAAGCCAGGGGAGUUGUUGAACUCAGAGACGGAGCAGGCCCAGCCUCAGAGGUCUGUUAAAAGCAUGAGGGGGUCUCAACAUGAUGGUCCCAGUGGCACAUCUCAAGCAGUUUCUCUGUCCCUUGAAUCCUUUAAUAAGCAACAGAGGAGAAGAACAACCAAGGAUAUGGGUGCCUCUCCCGAGGCUGGAGCUGAGGCUGGUGCCCAGAGUGGACAGGAGGCAGCGAUGCCGCUAGAGGGCAAAGCUGGAGAAUCUUCCCAGAAAAAGUCACCCAGAAAAUGCCAACGCAAAUCUUUAUAUGGAUACAGAAGGAAGCCUCCAUCUCAAAACCUUGGUGUUUUUUCACGUCCAAAAAUAACUCGUGUUCACACCAGGCGUGUCUUUUACACCUACGUACCUGAGUUCGUUCCGGAGACACAGAAACAGGAUGGAGAGCAGCAGCAGUCACAGGGCCAGAAUGUCACACUGUCCGCGGAUCAGCCUAGCUCGUCUUCCGAACAGGUCCAGCCAUGCUCCAACCAAUCCUCUUUACCUGUAGUGAGUGCAAGGUCCUCCAGGGUCAUCAAGGCUCCCAAGAGGUUCCUUGAUGAGGAAAUGAUAGCCUUUCCAAAAGGCUCUCCGUCAACUUGGCUGAGUCAGCUGAAAGAGGAGGGCAAACAGAGCCCAUCAUGUAAUGAGUCAAGUUAUGUUGCCAGCUCAUUGCAUUCAGACAGUGACUCUUCAUCCCUGGUCAGCAGCCCGUCUGCCGCAAGGAAGAGCUCAUCAAAGCUCAGUCCAAGCUCUAGCCAUCUGGAGGUCUACAAGAACCUCAAAAGGCUGACCUCCAAACUGGCAGAGAAGAAGAAAGGUCAGUCGAAAGCUCAGGGUGAUAUUACAGGUGAUGGCUCCAGCUUGAUGCCUUCAGUUAGGAAGAGGCUCAGGUCCAAGAUCAUGAUGGAGGAGAUGGACUCUCCCGGUGUGGUGCGGAAACUCGCUGUGCUGGUGAACGCUGGUGCACAAGCAUCCUCUCACACUGCACUGGGCAGGACAGUAAAGGAAGGAGCAGACCGCGUGGAAAAUAAUAAUGAAGGUGAGUCCAUAGUCGGGGACAGCAGAGAGGCGUUAGAGGUCAGCGGCCCCAGCCAGCGACUUGGCAUGAGUGGAGCCAAUAAGAGGAUGCUCCAUCUGCUGAAGAAAGCCAAAGUCCAGCUCAUCAAGAUUGACCAGCAAAAACAGCUCAAGAUGUCACAAGUGAGCAUCAGAGAUCAGCAUGAGUACAAAGCCAAAGUUCCUGUGCAGUUGGGAUCCAGAGAAUUGGGAGCAGCAGCAGGUGGGAGGAGGAGGAGAAGAAGAGUGGAGGCAUCUCUCAAAGUUAUCAGUCCUCAGGAGCAGCCGCUGGGUGGUCCAAGGAUCAAACAUGUAUGUCGAGCGGCGGCGGUGGUUUUGGGGCAGCCCCGCGCCAUGGUGCCAGAUGAUAUUCCCAGGCUUAGUGCCCUACCGCUCCAUGAGAGAGAGGGCAUCACCCCUUCUCCUGCAGCAGAAGACGUUGCAGACGAUGACGACUACAUGUCUGAUCGGGAUCGGCCUCAGUGGGUGGUCCCUCAGGGACACAUCCAUAAGAGGAGAAGGAGGAAGGGCCACAGGUUUAAAAAGCGGAGAUUACUGACUCGGUAUGCACCUGGAGGUGUCCGGGCCCGCCGCUGUGGAGCCUGCGAGGGCUGCCUGAUAGAGGAAGAUUGUGGCAGGUGCAUCAACUGCCGUGAUAAGCCCAAGUUUGGAGGGCCCAACACAAAGCGACAGUGCUGCAUAUAUAAGAAGUGUGAGCGGAUUCAGAAGGGGAAAAAUGAGCGCAUCAUCAAACCAUUGAAACUCCAGGCGAGGCGGUUCUCGGGCGACAUGUCAAGCGAUGAUGACGGGGAGUGGGGCGUUGGAAUGGCAGAGGAGGGGCCAUCCACGUUAACGCCUGCAGACAGGAGGCAGUCGCGGCGGAACAUCACACCGCGCUCCUACAGCAACCUGCUCAAAUCCGACUCUGAAGACGAGGACACUGCCGACGAGUCCGCAGCCAAGCCAGCUGCUGCUACACCUAGCAACCAAGACCUUACCCCUCAAGAUGGUGGAUCAGUUCCAGGCGACCUUCCCAGUGAGACAGUGAAGCAUCGUCGGCCCCUCCCCAGAGGGGCUGGUGGCAGAUUCAGAGCUUUCAAGGAACAGGAGACGGAAGUGAGGGAGCCCAGAGAACCUAUCCAAGAAACCAGUCCACCCAGGAGCCCAAAGCCGAGGCUGCAGCAGCAGCUACAAAUACACUUAUACCGUCUGCCUGAUUUAAUGGUGCAGUCAGCUCUGCCAUUCCCUCAGCAGUUACCUCAGUGUCGGGAGCAAUGUACUUCACAGUCACCACAUUCCAUAACACAGUCACCUCCAAAAUGUCCCCAGCCUGUCACACAGCCUGCUACCCCACACUCAACACAUUCCAUAAUACAGUCACAGUCACCUCCAGAGUCGCCCCAGUCUUUACCACAGCCGUCUCUGCAGUUGCGUUUGCACCGUCUUCCCCAGUCUGUGGUGCAGGCAGCUUUGCAGGUGCACAAGUCUGUACCUUCACCUCCAAAAGCCCCCCAGCCCAUUAUGCACAAGGCUCUGUCAGUGCCUCAGCUGCUAGAACAGCCAGUUCUGCAGUUGGGUUUGCAACAACUGCCUGAGUCUGCAGUGCAGCACCUAGAAAAUUUGUCACAGAGACUGAGAGUUGACAGAGGAAUGAAGGUGCAGAGAGCACUGCAAGUGCACCCUCAGACUGUUGAUCCAGACUCACUGGUACAGAAGGGCACACAAGAAGAGCAGGAGGACGAACAGGGAGAUCAGUCUGAAGAAGACGAGGACACUUCUGUUAAAGAGCUGCAAAGCAAACCAAGAACUGACACAGACUAUCUCAUUCAUUCCCAGAAUCCUGCAGAGUGUGCAUCAGUAAACACCCUGGUGGGGUUCACUAAUGGAUUCCCCCAAAAGGGCCUGUCGCAGAACAAGCACAAGAUCCGCGUGGACUUCAAGGAGGACUGUGCUGUCCAGAACGUGUGGCUGAUGGGCGGCCUCAGCGUCCUCACCUCUGUCCCUACCACGCCGCAGCCCGUCUGUCUGCUCUGUGCCAGUAAAGGGCAGCAUGAGAUGAUAUACUGCCAGAUUUGCUGUGAGCCCUUUCACAGUUUCUGCCUCCUGCCAGAGGAGCGCCCCCAGGAGGAGAACAAGGAGAACUGGUGCUGCAGGCGCUGCAAAUUCUGUCAUGUGUGUGGCCGCAAAAGCAAGAGCACAAAGCCUGUGUUGCAGUGCAGGAGAUGCCAAAACUGCUACCACCCUUCAUGCUUGGGACCAACCUACCCAAAGCCCAUGAACUGUACCAUACCCUGGGUGUGCAUGACCUGCAUUCGGUGUAAAAGCUGUGGUGUGACACCUGGAAAGACCUGGGAUUUGGCCUGGAACCACGAGCAGGCCCUCUGUCCUGAGUGCACCUCUCUCUACAAAAAAGGCAAUUUCUGCAGUGUCUGCCACAAGUGCUAUGAAGACAACAGCCAUGACCUGCAGACGAUUCAGUGUUGCAGGUGCAGCCACUGGGUUCAUUCAAAAUGUGAAGGACUCUCAGAGGAGCAGAUUGGGCUGAUGUCAGCUCAACCACACAGAGUGGCGUUCACCUGCUCGUCCUGCCGCAAACAUCUGUCUGAACCCAUCCACUGGGAAGACGAGCUGCAAGUCAGGCUGACAUCCGGGCUGGAGGAAGUGCUGUCUGACCUCCUCUCCUCCAGCGCUACUCGGCACCUCAUCACUUGUAAAAUGUGUGAGGAAGCUGAAUAUGUAAGGGACCAGCAGCUGCCAGUCUGUGAUCUCGACGCCAUGGGCAAAAAAUUUGAAGGGGGUCAUUACACCUCAGUAAAAGCUUUCCAUGAAGACGUCGUCUCUGUGAUGAGGACAUGGCAGGAGGAGGAAGAGGCUCUCCCUGAGGAUCGGAGACCCACCAGUCAUGCCAGGGAACACUACCUCAAAGUGAUGGAGCAGGUUUUCAGUUGGUUCCAUAGACAUCUGAAAAUAGGGGACUCACUCUCAGAAGAAUUCCCAAGUCGCCUUGUCUCUUGCUAUUUUAGUCACAUGCUUCCUGAGGCAGUCGUGCCCCCGUCGAAGGAGCACAGCUAUGCACAGUGGCUGGAGAGGACGUACCAGCUUCCCAAGGAGUCUGGGGGCAUCCGUGAGGCGACCACCAACUCUCUUCCAUUUUCAGUCACUACACAACAGUCUGGUGCUGCACAUUCAGAUGAUAUAAUGAAUAAUGUGGAAUCCACGAGGGCUAAAGAUGCAAGGCAGUGUGCGUUGUGCCAACACUGUGGAGACUCAGCCCCCAAUGAUGCAGGUCGGCUGUUGUACUUGGGGCAGAACGAGUGGGCCCAUGUUAACUGCUGCCUUUGGUCUGCAGAGGUGUACGAGGACAACAGUGCUCUUUUGCAAGUACACAGCGCCGUCUCAAGGGGGCGCCACCUGCGGUGUGAUCACUGCGGACAGUCAGGAGCCACUGUGGGCUGCUGUCUCUCCACCUGUCAAAGCAACUUCCACUUCAUGUGCGCUCGUGUACAGAACUGUGUUUUCCAAGAGGACAGGAAGGUGUACUGCUACAAACACAGGGACCUUGUCAGUGAAAAGAUGGUUUCUGGGAAUGAGUUUGAAGUUCCUCGGCGGGUCUACGUCGACUUUGAAGGGAUCACACUGAGAAGGAAGUUCCUCACAGGCCUUGAGCCGGAAUCUAUAAACAUGACCAUAGGCUCUCUUCAGAUCCAGAAACUUGGUGUGUUAUCAGAGCUGUCGUCACAUGGAAGGAUGCUUUAUCCUGUUGGUUAUCAGUGUUCUCGAUUGUACUGGAGUACGGUGGAUCCCCGUAAGCGGUGCAAGUACACCUGUAAAGUGACAGAGGUGAGCACCCCUCUCCCAGGUGAAGAACGCGAUCCGAGGUGGGACAGAGAUGAUAACCACACCAUCGUCCACAGUCCCAAGCACCACAAGGACAUGGAGUCUCCAGAAUGUUUAAGCACUUCACCCAUGGAGGUAAAUCCCAGCACCCCAUCACCCAACUCAAAACAGCACAAUACUGGAGCCAGAACGCCUGUUUACACAAAGUCCAGGAGACCAGCAGGAGGAUCAUCACGACCUCUCCCAUCUCCAGGUUCUGCUCCUCCCAAACCACAUCACAUUCUGACCAUGAGGGACUUGGAGGACACCCGUCGGCCUCGCAGGCUGUCGUCAAGGAGCCGCUGCAGCUCCUCCCCCACAGAUAAUGACCCCUCUGUACCUAUGACUCUCCGCUCGGGUGGCACCCUCAACUCCAGAUCUCCCCUUUUUAGUUCCCCUGUGAGAUCACCUGAACUUAUGUCAACGUCACCUCCUUCAUCACGGCGAGGGCGGAACUCUGCAUCCCCAAUUUGGAGCUCCCCACCCACAUCUCCCUCUAGCAUUUCUGCAGGGCUGUCACCUCGGCAAGGUGCCCUCACUCACUCCCCUAAAGGCAGACAUUUCUUCAAAAUCACUACACCAGUGUCUGCUGAGGUUCCCCAAGACUUCCUAGCAUCAUCUGAGGCAGAAGAUGCAGCAGUGGCAACAACCAACGGCAUCUCCCUAGCUCCUGAUAGCCUCGAGGAGGAAGUAGCCCACCUAAUGGCCCAGGAACUGCCCUACACUGUGUUUGAUGCUGACACAGUGGCUUCUGUGCUGAAUGCUAAACUUGAGUUUGAUGAGGCCCUGCUCAACGAGAACGUGGCACUUGACUGUGGAGCACAAGGAGGGAGAGGGGAGGUGGAGAGUGAAGUGCAAGGCGAGGAAACACAGGCACAUAAUCAGGAGCACGGCUCUGCAGAUGAAAAUUCUGGUCAUUAUUUUCAGUUUUCACGCACUGUGGUGGUCUGUGAGGCCUCUAACGACGCGGAGCACUCAGGGCUCCCUCCUCCAACACCAUCCAUCUCACAGUUAGAUGGGGCUGACAGUGGGUCAGAGACUGAUGCAAGCGAAGAUAAUGCGGAUGAUGAUGAUGAUGCACAGGACACAGGAAGAGGAAGUGAGGACACUAAAAUUCAUACUAACCAAAACACACACACAAAAAAACUGACAGUUGCUCUGAAGAGACUGGAAUCAAUCUACACAGUGACAAAAUCCUCAGCUGAACAAGAAACGGCAAUGAACUGUGAGCCAGACUCGAAAGUAGAAGCCUUACAAACCCCUGUUCCUGAAGCUUGUGACUCAAAUACCAGCUUGUCGGUUCAAGAAGAGGUUCUGAUGGACUUGGAUACAGCAGCCUCCAAAAAAGAUGUUCCUUUGAAUCCAGCUACAGGGCAUUUAAUAUCUGCCGAUGAUGGCUCUGUUGUAUACCUAGCUAACAAUGCAGGUCUUGAUAAAGACGAAAACAGUUCAUCUUCCGACUCAGUUGGUGGAUAUAAAGAUGAUUUGGCCGACCCUGACUACUGUCCCGAACCCAGAGCUAAAAAGUCUUCCGUAACAAAUGUGAAAACUGUUAUUGUGAAACCUUUAGCAAAAAGUAACCUGAAACGCCUGUCGCCAAAACCAUGUAUUCCACCGGGCAAACUUCCCAAGUUGCCCUUGGCAGCUCGAUCAGUACAGAUUGUAAAUAAUGUCUCCACAUCCACUACAGGUUUUAAUACGGUACCGCGGACAGUCACGUCCCCCAUUGUGAUCAACGGCUUAAACUCUUUACCGAUACAGCCUGGAGCAACACGAGGCAGAACCAUUGCCAUCCGCUUAGAUAACUCCAAACCAGGAACUCAGCAGCCAUCGGUGGUUCCCGCUCAGGCUGGUGCCUCCAACUCUGUCCCAUCCCCCGCCCCCGCCCCCGCCCCUCAGGUCCUGCUGGUAAACCGUCAAGGUCAGAUCCUGAUCAAAGACCCGAGAUCGAACACUUACCAGUCACUUGACGUGAAUGUUCCUGCCUACAGCAAAAUAAGCCAGAUUGCCAAAUUGAUUCACAGUGGCAAUGUCUUGCAGCACUCUGUCCCCCGUGUGUUAGUCAGGUCUCGACACAGCCUCCCUGGCACAAACAUCACCCCUGCCAGCAACCACACGACAACAAAUGAGGGUAAAGUCGUUAUUAAAGUGCUGCCCAUGAACAGUGGACAGACUUCAGCUGCUGUCAAGAAGGUUUCUGAGCCGGGCCUUUCCAACAUCCAGGGAUCCACAGCCCAAGCUAUUAUUGACAGAGCUAUGCCUAGCCACCGAGAGAUCACCAAGACACAGCCCAUCAUCUUGAGCAGCAAUCGGCGACCGCCAAACACCAGGAUUCUUAGUCCAUCCCAGUCCCAGGUCACACACUGCUCGGAGAAGUCACCUGCUGCAUUCCCAGAUCAGUCCGGCAGCGGCCUCAGUGAGCCCGAUGUCAACGUGUGUGCUUCAUCACGCUCCCAGGUGCGCAUCAAGAGAGUGUCAUCUCUCACUGAGAGGCCUGGCAGGAAGAGAUGCAAAAUGGACUUCUUGAAGGAUCCUUCAGGCGAGCUGGAUGGCCUAAUUGAAGCCAGGUCAAGUGGUGUGAGAAUGAAGGCACCAUCGAUGAAGGACAUUCUUGAUCUUGACCAGGAGAAGAUACCUGAUGAGGUUGAGCAGUCAAAGAUCAAUACUCCAGCAUCUGUAAAUCCCAUCAGGUCUCCCCAGGAAGAGAGUGCGCCUACCUGCCCUCAGAACGACAGCGACACUCAGGGUAAAACACACAUGUGGGUCAGUGCUCGCCAUGGAGACCUCUCUGAAUGGGGCCCUUAUUCAGGUUUUAGCUCAGAAGAGGAAACACCAGACCCUAAACCCAGGAACAGGACAUACAUGAAUCAACCCCACCUGCGCUUUGAAAUCACAAGUGACGAUGGCUUCAGCAUUAAGGCCGAUAGCAUUGAAGUUGCAUGGCGUGCGGUGAUUGACGGUGUCCUUGAGGCACGGGCAGGCUUCCACCUGAAGCAGCUGCCUCUAGGCGGGAUGAGUGGGCCGCGCGUGUUGGGUGUUGUCCAUGAUGCGGUCAUCUUUCUGCUGGAGCAGCUGCAGGGCGCUGCCAGCUGCAAACACCACCGCUUCCGAUUCCACCGCUGUGACGACACGGAGGAAGAGCUGCCCCUCAACCCAAGUGGCUGUGCUCGUGCUGAGGUCUACACACGGAAGUCAACCUUUGACAUGUUCAACUUCCUGGCAUCACAACACCGACAGCUCCCUGACUUCUCAGGCCCCUGUGAUGAAGAGGAUGACGAUUUCCCACUGAAAUCUUCCAGGCGAGCUACUAGCACUGAGCUUCCCAUGGCGAUGCGAUUCAGACACCUGGAGAAAACUUCAAAGGAAGCAGUAGGAGUUUACAGAUCUUUAAUUCACGGUCGAGGCCUGUUCUGCAAGAGGAACAUCGAGUCAGGGGAGAUGGUGAUCGAAUACGCUGGUACCGUCAUUCGGUCUGUCCUGACAGAUAAACGGGAGAAAUAUUACGACAGCAAGGGCAUUGGGUGCUACAUGUUCCGCAUCGAUGAUUUUGACGUGGUGGACGCGACCAUGCAUGGCAACGCGGCACGUUUCAUCAACCACUCAUGUGAGCCAAACUGCUACUCGCGUGUCAUCAAUGUGGACGGCCACAAGCACAUUGUGAUAUUCGCCCUGAGGAAGAUCUACAGGGGCGAAGAGCUGACCUAUGACUACAAGUUCCCCAUCGAGGAUGAAAGUAAUAAGCUGCACUGCAACUGUGGGGCAAGGCGGUGCCGUCGCUUCCUGAAUUAGUGCAACCAAUACGCACACCAGUACCAACAGCCAUCCUGUUUAAAGUACUUGAAUUCGCGAUAGACUUGAAUAAACACGAUGAGGUGACUGUUGAGAUGCAGCCAUACGAGAGCGGUCGCUGACACACAACAAACUGAUCCAUUGAAAUUCUUCACAUUGUUUGAAGCGUAAUUUAUGGACUGGCGCAGGGGCAGCAUGUGUUGUUUGUUUUUUUUUUUUUUUUUUUUAACUCCUGUCCUUGAGUUCCUCCAAACUGCUGUUUUCAGUCACAGAAGCCAAAUCAGAGCCAUAUGUCAAAUGUUGGGAUGAAGGCUAUUUAAUUUAAUUGCUGAGACUACUGGAUUGUCGAUCUCCGAGGAAGUGCAGGUUUUUAACGACACUGCAGUAUUUUUGGACUUGUAUAAUAGUUGACCAUCUCAUACACCGCAUUCUUAAAUGUUUUGGAAUCUGUUGUGAAUGGCCUCUGCUGGAACCGGGGUCACACACCAGCCGGCGCUCGGGUGACAAAUUAUUACCUGCUACAAACUGUGCAAGCUGAAAAACCUCAUUGCAGUUUAUUCCCGGAUUGCUCUGCGUAAAAAAGAGACCCUUUAUUAUGCCUGCGGAAGUGUGUCUCUGUAACUACAGGGUUACAACGGGAGAAGGAAGAAGGAAAAUUUAUUUAGCACCUUACUCUGCCAUGACCUCUGCUAGCACUGGUGCACAUAGCAGACAAGACAAAAAACCACAAUAAACACAAUUUGACUCAAGGCACCUCCUGUGUACAUUUUAGCGCAGCUAUAUUUUAACUGUGUCCGCACUCUGGAUACAAGUCUCGUGAGCAGGGAGUUGGAUAUUUUUCUGUUACUUUUAUGAAGGUGCUGGUGACUUUUAUCCAAAAGGUAGUUUUUAUAUAGUUGACGGAAGCACCCCCAACAUUUCUCCCUUCCCACUCACUCAAUAGGAAGUUUGUUUUUAUUUGUAACAGCAGAGGUGCUGUGACCAAAAUGUUUUUAUCCCGUUAUUACACUUAUCUGUUUUCAUAUUGUUUCUAUGUGCUGUUCAUGUAUUUUAAGGUCUAAUGAGGGAGUUCUUUGGUGUAGGGUUAAAAAUGAAAAUAGUGAUGGCACUCUGUUCAGUCCCUAAUAAAUCGUUUUGUAUUUUUGUAUAUUUGAACAAUAAAUGAAUAUUCAGCAUACUUAUGAAAAUAAAUGUGUUGUGAACUCUUACCUUGCUUUCUGUUUGCUAAUGAAGACCCACUAAUUGAAACAGCAGUGCGUGUGGAAGCUGAAGGUGUUAACAGAGCGAUUCCCAAGUUACACUUUUUUAAUGUCACUGUUCCCUCUCCCUUGUCUUUUGUUUCUCACAGGGAUACUACCUCAAAGUUAUUAUGAAAUGAAUGACAUUUGAAACGUUUAAUUUCAUUACACAUUUUUGAGGAAAAUGUUUUAAAUGUUUCCUGAAGUUCACUGCUGUGCUAUUUAGCAAAGCAUGAAUCACUCUACUGUUGAACAUGCGACUAUUUUGUAAGCAAAGGUGUAAAGGCAGCCAGUAACGUCAAUAUUCAAUUUUCAACAAUGGCUUCAAUGUGUGCAAUUAUGAGAAUAGCUGGCCCUGAUUUGUUUUGUUUUUUUUGUUUGUUUGUUUUUAAAUGGCAGAUGCUCAUUUUGGAACAAAAUUUUUCAGUGUGUGCUGUAUUCACUUCACCCAGCAGAUGGAUGUAAGUAGGACACUGACCAAGCAUUUUUCAUAUAUUUCCUCAGAGUUUGGCAUGGUUAUCUGGGUCCUGAAUGCAGUGGAUGUUAUUCUUUUGAUUUUCAUUAGUAAUUUAAUUUGAGUUUUGUUCCUUUUAUCGGCUCACAGUGGAUCCUUGCCUGUAUAUAGUUGUAUACAAAAUUUGUAAACCUGUUAAGCAUUUUCUACACAUUUUUUUUUUAUUUAUGAAGUUUUUGCCCAAUAAAAUUUGACAUGUUCCGGAAAAAAACAA